GACAGUUCAUUAUAUAAAAAAUAUCGAGUCCAUUGUUUUAGAAAAUCGAUUUCAAAAUGAAAUUUCAUAGGUCUUAGUUUUGUAAUAAGGUUUAUUAAUAAGUCCUCUCUUUUAAUACGACACGUUUUUUGAAAGUGGUUUUUUUGGUUUCGAUGGUGGCUGGAGAAACUGGAUUAUUAUAAUGAAACAUGUCUUGCAAUGGCUCCGUAUACAUCGGAACAAAACGAAAGUGUCUUGUAGUUGACCGUGUGUAAACCUUAGAAUAAUUUAGUCUAUUUAAAGUAUUUGCGAUGGCGCAAACAGUAAGACGUCCCAUCGAAGCAAGGUAUCCAUCCUGCUAUGUACCAAGCAGAAUACAAGAAAGAAGAGCAAAAGCAAGGGCGCUCAGAUUGGAACAACAACGUAAACCGGAAAAGCCUGAAGAUUUUGUAUGCUACUCAGAUAGUGAUAGUGAAGAAGAAACCCCAACUGAGCAACAUAAAACACUUUGCACAUCAUAUAACUUUGUUGACUAUGUGCGUUCUAGAGAAAUACAAGCUCCUGAGCCUCGAUCGGUGGAUCAGUCGUAUGCUACGCGCCAUAUGCUCACGCACGACAUGUUGCGUGAGACGCCAGUCAACCUUGGCACAGUGAACAAAGUGUUCUGCUCACAGUGGUUAUCCGAUAGACAGAUUGUGUUCGGGACAAAGUGCAAUAAAUUGCUUGUGUAUGAUGUUCGGUCUCGUUCACUUGACGCCAUUCCCACGCUCCGUCCUCGCACUCCUUGGCCCGGCGCUGAAUAUCAAACUGGCAUACACGCGCUGCAAAUAAACCCGUCUAGAACACUGUUAGCUACUGGUGCGCGUAACUCAUGUGAACUGGCCAUCUAUCGGUUACCCACUUUGGAUCCUGUGUGUGUCGGAGAGGCUCAUAAAGACUGGAUCCUUGACAUGUGUUGGUUAGAUGAUGAGUUCUUAGUGACAGGGUCUCGGGAUUCCAAACUUGCAUUGUGGCGAGCACCUGAUACACCGAUUACUCAAGCUACCCCUCAACACAAUUAUAUAUCACCAGUUGUUACUAGGGAAUGUAAGGCUGGUCAGAAGGUCCGGGCGCUAACCUUCAACCGUCGUUGGCGCGAGAUCGCCGCGCUGACCCUCAACGGGUACAUCCAUGUGUUCAAUGCAGCGACCUUCAGACAAACCCUUUCACGAAAGUUACCUUCUUGUCAGGACCUCGUUUGCCUCGCCACACAGGAAAGCGGUAUAUACGCGAUCGGUUGUAAGUCGUACACGUUACUUCUGGAUUGCCGGACGCUACAGUCUGUUAAGAAGAUAACGUCUCGUUACAACGGUUGUGGGAUAAGAUCGGCGACGUUCCGUGGUGACCUACUCACUAUUGGUACUGGACUCGGUCUUCUCAUGUUCUACGACCUAAGAGCCGGCAAAUACCUCGAGAGCAAUAUACAUUCAACAAAAACUGUAGCACUAAGGGCUUCCAGAGGGUAUGUGUUCCCGGACGAAGGAGUGGACGGAUACCAACAAGUGAAAUAUGUACCGGCCAUUUAUACACAUUGCUAUGACGACAGUGGGACGAGAAUAUUCACAGCCGGUGGGCCUUUACCUGCCCCUCUUAUAGGGAACUACGCUGGCAUAUGGCAAUAAAAUUAUAGUAUAAACAAAUAUUGUUGAAUGGGACUGAUAAUCUUACUAAUAAAUACUAGGCCAAAAUACAGUACCAGGCGUUACUAUAAAACUAUAUGAACGCUUGGAUCACGGGAAGCAAUAUAUUUUUGGUGGGGACACCAAAUUGUGUGUACCUUUUAUAAAAUUGCAUACUUAGCUGGUACAGCAAUUCAAAGUUGCAACGAAUUGACACAAAUUUAAUAUGUAAUCUUUAAAACUUCCUCUUAUAAUGUUGUUUUUCAUAACCAAUUGAGACCACAUCAAAAAUAAUUUGACCAUACCAUGAGUUACUUACAAUACAUGUAUGUAUAAAUUGAAACUGUGUCAGAGUUAAGAAUAAGUGGCAAACAGGAUUUUUUAAAAUUAUUAAUCUCUAAGCCAAAGCUUUGCCUAAAAACAGGAUUUUUCAAAUUUUUGUUCUUGUAAUUACUUUCAACAAGAUAUUGUAGUGUAUAUUAACCAGA
Messenger RNA from Pieris napi, 2125 nucleotides. It is a transcript of the gene DCAF12, whose product is annotated as DDB1- and CUL4-associated factor 12 homolog. The transcript has 7 exons. NCBI's taxonomy places the organism in Eukaryota, Metazoa, Arthropoda, Insecta, Lepidoptera, Pieridae. The record is from RefSeq and is a predicted model, not a curated record. Gene Ontology annotation, molecular function: protein binding. Gene Ontology annotation, cellular component: Cul4-RING E3 ubiquitin ligase complex. The coding region runs from base 291 to 1640 and encodes 449 amino acids.